AUGUAAUCAAUUACUAGUUCAAAAUAAUCAAAAAUAGAUUGCUUAUUAGCAAUACAAGAUGAUUGCUGGCAAUAGUUGACUAUAUUCAAUUUUUUAAAGUGUCUUUGUGAUUAUCAUUUUAAUCAAUAUUAGUAUAAACAAGGAAAAUAAAUGAUUAAUUAUGUUCAAAGUUUUUGUACAUACCACGAAUAUAAAAAAUUCGGCCGAGGGAAAUAAAUAUGAGUCAAUUUGCGAUUUACUGUUGUUUACGUUCACAGUGAGCAAUGCUUAGUAUAAAAUGGGAAAUACAUAGUUUUCAAUCAGUCAAGACAGAGUCCUCUCUCAGUUCCUGUAAACAGCAUACAAGGGGCAAUCAUGUACGGACGUCAGGGACAGUUUGUCCCACAGAACCAAGGACUGUUUCCAUCACCUGGGCAACAAGAGCUGCCACAGUUACAAGCACUUACAAUGCUUAUAGCAGUCUAGCUGGAGGGAGCCUAGGGCAGGCAGUGGGGGGCACACCAUACUCCCAAAGCACAACAUCAUAUAACCAGCCACAGUCAUAUUCCACUAAGCCUGUUACACCUUCUACCCUGCCUAACUCCUAUAGUAACUAUACCCGAACAAGUGAACCGAUAACAACUACUGCCAGUAAAGCUAAACCAGUGAACACAGCAAGUAAAGGUGUGACUGUAACUAAUAUAAAACCACUGGCACAAGAAGAGACCAGUGAUAUUCCAGCUACCAUAUAUGGGCGUACAGCACCAACUGCAACAUUUGAACCUAUAAUGUCAUCUUCAGGGCAAAGGGUUAUGAACCAAACAUCGCAAAAUGUAGAAAAGGGGCCUCUUUCAAAACCCAUAAAGGGAAUCUUGAGGAAAACACCCUCACGUGUCACACAAGAUGGCCUCCUAGGAGCAGGGCCAAGUAGUGUGGGCCCUGCAGGGAAUGUAAUCAAGCCUCUGAUGCCACCUUCUAUGAGGAAACAAAUGACAGAAGAGGAAGCACGAGUGUAUCUGAAAAUAGCUAGAACCAAACCAUGGAGCACAAUAGACAACUCCUCUCUUACGGAAGAUGAACGCUGCAUAAUCAGGUCCAUCAAGUCAUUCCAAAUGAAUGAUGAAGAAAAGGCUGAAGGUGAACACUGGUUGAAGCAAAAGUUUGAUGAAGCUUAUAAUGCAGAGGCAAAAAAGAAUGGAGCAUUUUCCAGUUACAUUCUUGACAUGAAGGCAUCAAUUCUCACAGACCAAAUCGCAGGCCUAGUCCCCAAGAUGCAUGUCUGCAUGGAUGCCGGAAUACGACUUGUUGCUCUCAACAAUUUACUCUGCUGUAUUUGCGAUAAAGUGUGCCACACUAAAGAUGAGUGGACCAUACAUGUGGGUACCAAGAAGCAUAAAAAGGUUAUGAAGAUGAAAAUGAUUGGCUUCUUCCAAAAGGAAAAGGAGAGAUUGGAGGAAGACUUGCAGAGAAAGGAAAAUGAAGAAGCUAUGAGCCAUGUGGUAAAGCCAAAGACCUGCCACAUGCCAAAUGGCAUUACGGACUAUUUUAUGUGUGAGAUAUGUGACACCCAUUGUUAUAACCUCAAAGGUUGGAGCCCACAUAUUAAAGGAAGAAAACAUGCCACUAGAAUUGCCCUGUUCAAGUCCCACCACCCCAAGGAGUGGGAGAGGAUUGUGUCCAAUGUAAACCAAGACAACUGUGACUAUCUGGGUACUGGCCACGAGAAUCAAAUAGAGGAUAAUGAAGAAACACUAGAGAGCAGAUUCUGCAGGAUCUGCAACAGGAAUGUACAUGCAGUUGAUAAAUAUGGAAUGCGAGCUAUGUGGAACUUUCAUAUUAUGGGCAAAGCUCAUAAUGACUUUGAGAAGAAAGUUGACCAUGAGGCACGUGAGAGAUUUGCCGAGGAUAUUCUACAUUAUAAGGACAUUGACUCACGGCUGAAGCUGGAAAAGAAUAGUCAGUUAGCAGAACAUUCAAAACUCAAAAGAAUCUGUGUGGCGUGCAAUAGGUACAUUUUCUGUAAUGAUGAAGUUGCAUUGAAAGGGAUGUGGAAUUUCCACAUAUUUGGAAGGCCCCAUGAAUAUUGCUUGAAGCAGGCCACGGAUGAGGUAAGGAGUAAGUUCUAUCUGGAUUGCAUGAAGUAUAAACAAUAUGAUGACACUCUCCCUGACCCACCCAGGCGACACUUCCCUACGGAAGAAGAAAUGUCUAAAUAUGAAGAAGCUGUUCCUGGAGAUAAAACAGAUCAGGAAGGUGCAUCAAAUGUUAAUGCUAAAAGCAAGAAACAGAAAGACACCAAACAGACCUUUGACUAUGGCCAUGAUCAAGGAAAACCUAAGGAUAUUAGUAGUAAUGGUGGUAAAGAAGUACAAACAUUUGAUUAUGCCCAUGGAGAAGCAGGUGUAUAUAUCCCAGGUCUUGAAGGUCCAGCAGAAACCCACAGUAAAGGUAGCACACCAGCCCCAAGAAAAACAGGUUUCUACAGCCAUGAGGACAAAGGCUCCAGAAGAGAGUCUGUGGAUGCUUUAUCAAGUCUCUCCCAAGCCUAUGAUGAAAGAAGCCUUUAUUCAACAAGUGAAGAUGAUGUUCGUGGAGGUCAACAUAAAAGCGAUAGAGGAUCAAGUCCCCAAGAAAAGAACAAGGAACGCAGUAGUCAAAGAAGUAGAGACAGAAGGAGAAGGCAGAGACAAAUGAAGUCUCAUAGUAAAGAGGCAGCUCAGUCAAGGAUAGACAUGCUAGCUGAACAACAUCGGAGGGCAAAAGAAAAACAAAGAAGCAGAGAAAGAACUAGAAGUUUAGAAAGAAGUCCAGUAAGAAGACGACCAAGGAGUAGAAGUCCUGAUAUUAAAGUUUCUAGCAGAAGCCCCGAUAAUGUAUCCUCUUCAUAUAAACGCGCUGAUCCCAAUGUGAGUACCCCUGUACCCUUAGACCCAUAUGGUAAAGGUACACUGUCAACAGCUUCUUCAUCUUCAGAUCCAUUUGGCCAAGGAAUUAUGUCAGUAAAUCAAACUGCAUCUGUAGCAUCAUAUAUCCCUCCAGGAACAACUGCAAUACCCACACUAAAUGAGUUUGGCCAACCAUACCCACCUGGAGUUACUCCAUCAGUGGCAACCCCAAGUGUAGCCCCAGCAAGUACAGCCACUCCAGUUUCAGCAUAUUGGAUGGCACCUCCUCCAGCUACAGCACUACAAUGGACAACACCAUCAAUGAGUACCCCAACUGGAGUGACACCUGCUUGGUCAGCACCUCCAAUGCAUCGUCCAAUGUAUCCUCAAAUGGUGCCCCAGAUAACAACCCAUUUAAGGCCUCCAUUACCAGUUCCUAUGGUUCGCCAGAUGCCACCUCAAGUGGUUCAACCAGGAGUACCAAUAAGACCAAUAUUUGACCAGUAUGGUAGACCUUUGCCUCCACAAUCUAUGUCAAGACUUGACCUGUAUGGAAGGCCAAUACCAGAUGAAUUCCAGCCAACUGCAAGGUCAAGGUCAAAGUCAUUUUCUCGAUCAAGGUCAAGAUCUUUCUCUAGAUCUCGAUCUUUCUCAAGAUCCCGAUCUUACUCAAGAUCUCGAUCUAGAUCAUUUUCAAGAUCAUUCCGUAGAUCUAGAUCUAAAUCUUUUACACCCAGGAGACCAUACACCCCUCCUACUUAUUUGAGAGAUGGCAGACCAAUAAACAGGGACUCAUCUCUCGAUUCAUUGGACUCUUUAGAUCUACCUCCACCAAGCCCUGAGAUUAGGAAAACUACUCGAGGAGACUCCUUUGAUUCAUUAGAUUCUUUAGAUUUGCCCCCACCAAGUCCAGAAAUGAGAGAAAUUCGUCACAGAUGGUCCAGAAGCCCAAGAAGAAGACUAUCUCAGAAUAGAAGAUCUUUAAGUCCAAGAAAGACCUCCCAUAGAAGGCGCUCCCUUAGUCCUCUUAGAAAAUCAAAAAGUCCUCUGCCUCAAAGACGAUGGUCUCCAGCAAGAAGAAGGUCCAUUAGCCCCAGGCGACAUAACAGUCCUAGAAGAAGAUCAAAUACGGGGAGAAAAUCACUUAGUCCAAGGAGAGGAAGGGGAGGGAGACGUAGAUCUACAAGUCCAAGAAGAUCAGAUAAAAGACCAAGAAGUCCUAAGAGAGAAAGCAGAGGAAAUCCUAGGUCCAGAAGUCCUAAGAGAGACGGAUCAAAAGUGGGGAGUUCAAGAACAGGUAGAUUAACAGAAAAGAGUAAACCAAGUCCUAAAAGAAAUACAUCUGAUAAAAGUAGUUCAAAUGCAGCUAAGACAAGAACUUCAACAGAUAAAUCUAAAACAUCUGAUGCAGCCAAAACUGGUGUCAAGAGAAAUGAUGACCAGGGUAAUAAAAAGAAUACUGCAGCUACAACUAAAAGUAAAGCUGAUAAACCACCAUCCCCUAACUCACCAACAAAGAAGGGUGGUACACUAUCAAAUGCUUCUAAAUCAACAGUCAAGUUACAAACCAGACCAGUAUCCAAGUCUGCAACACAAAGUGCAAAUAGCGAAACUGUACCACCUUCCAAACCCCCUGAAAAUACUGUUGUUCAAACAAGCUCUAGUACUCAACCUUCUGGAAAGCAGAAUGCAAGUUCCACACAAUCCAAUGUCUUUAAAAACCCUCCCAAUAUAAGAAACAAGCCCGCUACAACAAAAUCCAUUGCCAGUGCUGGUGUAAACAAGCCUGCUGUAGGGAUACCCAUUAACUUAGUUAAGACAGAGUCAACUAAAACACCUGCUAGUAAAACAUCUUCCACAGUAAAUUAUGAACCAGUCUCCGAUCCUGACAUCAUUGAAAUACCAAUUCAAAGGAAAACUCCACCCCUCAUCACUAUGUCUGAUAAUGAGAAGACAUUGGAUCCAAACAAGAGUAACACUGAUCCUAAGAAGAAUAACCCAGUGGCUAGCCAAUUAAAAGAAGUUCCAAAACAACCUAAAUCAGCUUCUUCCAGAAUGCUAAAAGGACCUCCAUCAACAAGUGCUACGAAGAGAAGCACAGAGAAGACACAAGAGCCCCAGAGUGAUAAUGCUAAUCAUGAUCUGAAAGACAUUUUUAAAGAUAUUCCUGGUGUCCUAACAAGCUCAUAUAGUAAAAAACUAAUGGAAGUGUAUAAUAAAUACAAAAGUGCCAUGAACACACUGUCAGUAGCCAUGUUUGAGGUAAUAUACAAGAGAGAAUAUGUAGGGGAAUUAGAGUUCAGAUUUGCGGAACUAAAAAAGGUUGAAGGCCUUUUUGAGAAGUAUGACAAAUAUAUGAAAGACUUCAAUACUCUUCCUCUCCCCAAGCUAGAAGAAAAGUAUGAUCAAAAGGUAGUUGAUCAAAUUGAAGAAGAUGUGAAGAUGCUGAAAAAGAAUAAAGGUUUGGAAGAAGAGUUUGAGAAAUAUUAUUUGGAUCAUAAAGCAAAGAAAUCUGUUCAUGAAUUAAGAGAGAAAUAUAAAGCAGGCAAAGAGCUUGAGAUGAAAUUCAGGUGCUACAAGUUCAAUGCGGAACUCAUCGCAAAACAUAGUCGCAUGUUAUAUGACAAAGGAAAGAUGCCAAAAGUUGACUUUGAAAAGUUGUAUCCGACGGUGAAAUCUAAAGUGAUUGAGGCAAAAUAUAAGGAAGCUCAGAAUGGUUUAAAGCUUGAAGCUGAGCAUGAGAAGUUUAAAAUGGACAAGAUGACACUUCCAGCAGCAAAAUUCCUAAGCAAGUUCAGCAGAGAGGAUCAAAAAGAACUUGAAGAAAAAUAUAACAGUUAUAGAAAAAAGAUUCUGGAUACCUACAAGUCUAAGUACUUGUAUGACUGUAUGCCAGGUUUUGAAAAGGUUACAUCAGAGGCAGAAGAAGUCCAGAAAAGAAAUGAGGCUAAAGGAGACAAUGAAACUGCUAAAAAAGAUGAAACAGGUCCUCUAUUGGCUCCAUUUAGUGUGACAGAAAGAUACACAUCAAUAAGUGCAGACACAUCUAAAAAAUCAGCUAUUGCACCAUCAUCAAGCACAAGAUCUUCAUCUGUACAAUCACUUACUACUUCUACCGUGGUGUCUCAAAGUAACAGCAGCUCUAUAAGUUCAUUAACUAGCCAAACAAAUGUACAGCUCCAAACUUCUCAGUCAUCUUUUCAAAGAAAAUCUGCAGCUUCAGAUUUCUCAUCAAUGCCCAGCAGUCAACCAGCUGUAAUCCAAGUUCCCCCGGUGCUAUAUAAUGUUGUAGGCAAGCCAGUAGUUCAACCAUUAAUGAGUAUCCAGCAGGUAACCCCUGUCACUCAGCAGAUCCAACCAUUAAUGGGAAAACCUAUACAGACUUUAAUGAACAGACAGCGGCAAACUGUUACAUCCUCUGCCCAGCUGCCUGCUGUAGUUGGGCAGCAAACUGCCAAAGGAGGCAUCCGGCGUUUUGAUCAGCCACCAGCUCCAAUUAUACCCUUGGGCAAAACAAAACCAACUGUUGAACAUCAAACAAAAACAAAAAUCAUAACGCAGUAUAAAAUAGAUGAGAAAGGAGAUAUGAAAAUGGUUAAUCCAAAAGGUAAUACAGGCAGUGAAGUGUCAGGAAAGUCAGUUGAGAAACCUACUGGAGCUACCCCAAAGCCACAAACAGUGCCGAAGGAGCCAUCAGUAGAAACAUCACAUGAUACAAAGUCAAAGCCAAUUGUGAAAACUAAUGAUGCUAAAAGUGUAAUCAGUGGUUCUGCUUCAAAGCCAAACACAAAUUUAUUAAAAUUAACGCAAGGUUCACCUAAAACUCCAACCUCUAAUAAAAGAGAUGCUGGAGCAAAUGCAUCCCAACCCAAAGCUGGCACACCCAAUAAAGGAAGUAAGCCAGCUGAGAAACCUAAAGUGAAUACAAGGCAGGAUAAACCAACAGCCACAAGUACAUCCUCAUCCAAAGUUAAAAAAACGGUAGCCUCAAAUACCAAAUCGAAUGCAGCCAGGUCAUCUCCCAGACAAGAAGCAAAUCGAUCCACUAGGUCGAAGCAAACUCCUCAAAGGCUAAAUGAAGAUUCGAAACUUAAGCCACGUGUAAGUAGAUUUGAAUCGACACCUGAAGUGAAAAAAUUAGACACAAGGAAGAGUCGUUUUGAACCUGAUGUGGGAAAUAAACCCGAACCACGUGUAAGUAGAUUUGAAUCGACACCUGAAGCGAAAAAACUAGAUGCAAGGAAAAGUAGAUUUGAACCUGAUGUGGAUAAUAAAGCUAAACCACGUUCAAGUAGAUUUGAUACUGAUGCUGGGAAACGUUUUGGAUCACCAGGUGGGAAGCGACAAGGCAUGUAUGAUUAUGGGCCAGCAAAUAAGCGUCCAUUCAUCAAUGAACAGUCAGGAGCAGGCUCUAAUAUCGUGGCACCUUUGUAUUCUAACAGGCCCCGUGAUUAUGAUUUACCAAGAGAUGUUGAUUUACGUGCACAGGAUGUUGAUGAUAGAGGUGGUCUUAAGAGCUAUCUUGGACGUGGUGCUAAAGAUCUGGAUCCAAGACGACCCCAAUACCAAGAUGAUACAAGUGACAGGCCUGAACGACAUGAACAAGGUCUUGAGCUCACCUGGGACGAUGUCAUACGACAAGUUGAUCGUGGGUUUUUCAACCGUCAGCUGAUCAUGGAUGUGUUGGAGAAACACAACCCAGUUAUCAAGGCACAGCUUGAGAACUUUGAUGAUAUCACAUUGAAGGCAGCAUUGAAGAUGAUACAAACUAUGGAUAGUCAAUCCAUAAACUCACUUGCAAUGCCUGGACAACCUGGACCUCCUGAUGAUCAUUUCAACAGACCAAAUUUCAAUAGAGGAGGACGCUUUUAA
Molecule: messenger RNA, 7736 nt
Organism: Owenia fusiformis
Lineage: Eukaryota; Metazoa; Annelida; Polychaeta; Sabellida; Oweniidae
Source: the annotation of a GenBank genome assembly